This is a messenger RNA of Ichthyophthirius multifiliis, 1053 nucleotides long. RefSeq names its product nuclear movement protein, putative. Gene Ontology annotation, cellular component: cytoplasm. The record is from RefSeq and is a predicted model, not a curated record. NCBI's taxonomy places the organism in Eukaryota, Ciliophora, Oligohymenophorea, Hymenostomatida. The transcript is spliced from 2 exons. Gene Ontology annotation, biological process: protein folding.
AUGUAAGAAGAAGAUACUAAAUACGAUAAUUUAUUUAUGACUGUUCUUUAGUAAAAAGGAAAAAUUGAUGGAUUUUUUGAAUCUGUAUACGGAUUUUUAAGAAGAAACACUGACUUUUACUUAGACAUAAAAAGAGCAGAAGCAGUAAUUACCGAAGAAUGCAAAAAACAAUAUGUCUAACAUUUAGAAAACAUAAAAAAGAAAGAAUAAAAAGAAAUAGAAAAAAAGCAACGUGAAGAACAAAGAAAAGCAUAAAACUAAUAAGAAUAAAAAUAACCAUUAACUCAAAAAUAACCUUAAUAAACAUAAUAACCUUAAUAGACAUAAGAUUAGUAAUAACAAAUUUAAUAAUAACUAGCUUAAUAAAAUCCUGCGGUUUAAAAAGACACUUAAGCUUAACCUGAUGGAAAUAAAGAAGAAGAUGACGAUAAUACACCUGUUCCUAUUGAAAAUGGAGGAAAAACUGACAAAUAUAUAUGGACUCAAACUUUAAAUGAAAUGCAUAUGUAUAUUCCAGUAAACGAAAACAUAAAAGCUAAAUAAGUAAAUGUAUAGUUUACUUUAAAUCAUUUGAAAGUACUUGUUGAUAAAGUGCCUUUAAUUGAUGCGGACUUCCCUGAAAAUAUAAAUCCUGAAGAUUCUUUAUGGACAUUAGAAAAUGGGGAUGUGUAAGAUUAUAAAGGAAAAUAUUUGCACUUAAGUAUUGAAAAAUGGAAAAAUUAAAUGCAUUGGUGGGAUUGUGCAUUAAAGGGAGAUGCAAAAAUUAAUACUAAAAAAAUAAACCCUGAAAGUUCCAAAUUAUCUGAUUUAGAUGGAGAAACAAGGUCCACUGUGGAGAAAAUGAUGUUUGAUAUGAGAUAAAAACAAGCUGGUAAACCUACUUCAGAUGAAAUGAAAAAAUAAGAUAUGUUAUCAUAGUUUAUGAAAUAACAUCCAGAAAUGGACUUUUCAAAAUGCAAGUUUAAUUGAUUUUGAUGAUAAUUAUUUAUAUAAAACUUUAAUAUUUAGAUUUAUUUUUAGUUUUGUUUUUCUAAUUAAAUAUUUUUUUUUAGU